UAAAAUACUCACAAAUUUGAAGAGAAAAUGAAGAGCUUUUGUUUCCUUGUUUUCUUGGCUCUCCUGGCAAGUACAUCCUCAUUUGAUCUGAUUAGUGCUCAAACUUGCAAACCAAGUGGUGGUAUCCGCGGAAAAAAACCACCACCUGGACAAUGCAACAAGGAGAAUGACUCGGAUUGUUGUGUCCAAGGUAAGUUUUACACCACGUACACAUGCUCGCCUCCGGUGUCAAGUGAAACAAAGGCUACAUUGACGAUAAACAGUUUCCAAGAGGGAGGUGAUGGUGGUGGUCCAUCAGAGUGUGACAACCAAUACCAUUCCGAUGACACGCCAGUCGUGGCAUUAUCAACUGGAUGGUACGAGGGAGGAGAUAGGUGUCACAAAUAUAUUACGAUAAAUGGAAAUGGGAGGAGUGUGAAGGCAAUGGUUGUGGACGAGUGUGACUCCACCAUGGGGUGCGAUUCCGAUCAUGACUAUCAGCCUCCUUGUCCGAACAACAUUGUUGAUGCUUCCAAAGCCGUGUGGAAAGCCUUAGGGGUAUCCGAAGAUAACUGGGGAGAUUUGGAUAUUACUUGUGCUCAGACGUGCAAACCAAGUGGUGGUAUCCGCGGAAUAAAACCACCACCAGGACAAUGCAACCAAGAAAAUGAUUCGGAUUGUUGCGUCCAAGGUAAGUUCUACACCACAUACACAUGCUCGCCUCCGGUGUCAAGUGAAACAAAGGCUACGCUUACGAUAAAUAGUUUCCAAAAGGGAGGUGAUGGAGGUGGUCCAUCGGAGUGCGACAAUCAAUACCACUCUGAUGACACACCAGUGGUGGCAUUAUCAACGGGAUGGUACGAGGGAGGAGAUAGGUGUCACAAAUAUAUUACGAUAAAUGGAAACGGGAGGAGUGUGAAGGCAAUGGUUGUGGACGAGUGUGACUCCACCAUGGGGUGCGAUUCCGAUCAUGACUAUCAGCCUCCUUGUCCGAACAACAUUGUUGAUGCUUCCAAAGCCGUGUGGAAAGCCUUGGGGGUAUCCGAAGAUAACUGGGGAGAUUUAGAUAUUACUUGGUCAGAAUGAUUUACCUUUUUCUCAACAAAAAAUUAUUAUAUAUGAUUUGCUUCU
Erigeron canadensis is the source of this 1110-nucleotide messenger RNA. RefSeq lists its product as uncharacterized. The record is from RefSeq and is a predicted model, not a curated record. The transcript has 2 exons. NCBI's taxonomy places the organism in Eukaryota, Viridiplantae, Streptophyta, Magnoliopsida, Asterales, Asteraceae. The coding region runs from base 28 to 1065 and encodes 345 amino acids.